Messenger RNA from Plasmodium reichenowi, 621 nucleotides. RefSeq lists its product as hypothetical. The record is from RefSeq and is a predicted model, not a curated record. The transcript has 3 exons. Lineage: Eukaryota; Apicomplexa; Aconoidasida; Haemosporida; Plasmodiidae. Bases 1 to 621 code for a protein of 206 amino acids.
AUGUCCAGGAAGUUAAACAUUUUAAAGGCAAAAUUACCCAAAGCACCAACGGGUAGAAGGCCCAUUGGAUAUAGGGGCAAUCACCAACAUGGAAAGUCCUUGUAUGACCCAGUGUACCCAACAACAAAGAUUCCUACGAGCUUAAUCCCAAGGUAUCCAAUUGAUUGGAGAAAUGGUGGAAGGUUUUUAUUAUGUGUGGGAAUGAGAAGAAUAGAGAAUAGAAUAAUUAAAAAAAUGAAAGAUAGUUUAAACUUUAAUAUGAGUGAAUGCAAAAUAUGUAAUGAUAAUUGUGUAAAAAUUUAUAAUCGAUGUUUAUGUGCGUGGUAUUGUAAAUAUAAAUAUCGACAUGUUUAUAAAUGUGAUGGUUUAUUAAUUGAUUAUAAAGGUACAAUCAAGACGGACAAACCAAUUUUCACAUUAAAAAAAGAAGUAGGAAUAAAAAAUAAGAAAUCUAUGAUUGAAUAUAUUUAUAAUGAAGACAAACAUAUUUUUGAACUGAAUGAGAAGGAAGAUAUUUACAAAAAAUUUUAUAAAAAAAUACAAACAUCUGCUUUCUCUGAAGAGAAGAGUGUUCCAGAAGAAUUUAGUGAUUCAGAAAAUACUGACAGUGACGAGGAUUAA